AUGCCGUCUCAGUACUCUAAGCAAAUGUCGACCUCGGGUAUGCAGGAGAUCGACCCUCCGACCAGCAAGGAGCUGGACGAUGCCAAUUUGGCACGGAUGGGCAAGCGCCCCGUUCUGAAGCGAAACUUUGGAUUGAUGUCCAUGCUUGGUUUCAGUUGUACAAUUCUGAUUACGUGGGAAGGAAUUGUCGUCCUUUUCUUGCAAGCAUACCAGAAUGGUGGCCCGGCUGGUGCAGUAUAUGGAUUCCUGUUCGUGUGGGCAGGUGUCGCAGCGACAUUUGUGAUCCUUUCUGAGCUAGUAUCAAUGGCACCGACAUCUGGAGGCCAGUACCACUGGUGUUCAAUGUUAGCACCUCCAUCUUGGAUGAAAUUACUGAGUUACUUGACAGGCUGGCUCACAGUCAUCGGAUGGCAAGCAACAUUCGCAACCUCGUGCUAUCUGGUCGGUACCCUGAUUCAAGGCUUGAUCGCAUUGACAAACAAUGACUACAACCCAAAGAAUUGGCAUGGAACUCUACUAUACUGGGCUGUAGUUGCCUUCUCUGUCGGCAUCAACAGCGUCGGAGGCAAAGUUCUUCCCCGUUUUGAGGGCAUGAUUCUGGUCCUUCAUAUUCUGGGAUUCUUCGCGAUUCUCAUCCCCUUGACCUACAUGGCCGACCAUGGUAACGCCAAGGAAGUAUUCACUGAUUUCCUCAACUUGGGAGGAUUCCCAACUCAGGGACUUUCCUUCUUUGUUGGCACGGUCGGUUGCAUCUUCGCAUUUGCAGGGGGUGAUGCGGCAGUUCAUAUGUCCGAGGAAAUCACCAAUGCCUCGGUCGCCGUCCCGCGCUCGAUCAUGCUUAGUGUCCUGAUAAACGGAUCAAUGGGAUUCGGUAUGCUGAUUGCCAUGCUCUUCUGCAUGGGUGAUGUUGAGGAAGCUCUCAAGUCAACCACGGGAUACCCCUUCAUGGCUAUCUUCAAGCAGGCAACGGGCUCCACAGCUGGUACUACCGUCAUGGCUUCUAUCGUGACCACCAUGGGUGCUACCACUUCGGUUGGCAUGCUAGCAUCUACAUCCCGCCAAUUCUGGUCAUUUGCCCGUGACCGAGGUAUUCCUGGUUGGAGAGUCUGGAGUCAGGUCACCGAGAAAUCAGCUGUGCCAUUGUACUCAGUGAUUCUCACAUCCGUGGUCGCUUGCCUGCUGGCUCUUAUCAACAUCGGUUCUCCGGUCGCGUUCAAUGAUCUAUGCUCUAUGUCCAUAUCUGGUCUUUACCUAUCCUACAUGGUUGUCGGCAGUCUUCUUCUCUGGCGCCGUUGCACUGGCGGUAUCAGCUCCAACCGCAGCAGUGACUCGGCUGUCGUCAACACCGCGGGCGCAAAGCUCGUGUGGGGUCCGUUCCAUAUCCCCGGUAUCUGGGGCAUUCUGAUCAAUGUCUGGGCUUUGAUUUACAUGACCAUCGCUGUCUUCUUUACCUUCUGGCCAACAAGCUGGGUGGUGGAUGUUCAGACCAUGAACUUCAGUGUGGUUGGAACUGUAGGAACUAUUAUCCUCAGUCUUGUGUACUACUUUGUCCGUGCGAGAAAAGUCUAUGACGGACCCGUCAUGGAGAAUGGUUUGUAA
Molecule: messenger RNA, 1599 nt
Organism: Penicillium antarcticum
Lineage: Eukaryota; Fungi; Ascomycota; Eurotiomycetes; Eurotiales; Aspergillaceae
Product: putative GABA permease
Exons: 8
Coding region: 1-1599 (532 amino acids)
Biological process (GO): transmembrane transport
Cellular component (GO): membrane
Molecular function (GO): transmembrane transporter activity
Source: RefSeq, a predicted model, not a curated record